Molecule: messenger RNA, 1392 nt
Organism: Ornithodoros turicata
Lineage: Eukaryota; Metazoa; Arthropoda; Arachnida; Ixodida; Argasidae
Product: alpha-(1,3)-fucosyltransferase C-like
Exons: 1
Coding region: 157-1344 (395 amino acids)
Cellular component (GO): membrane
Molecular function (GO): fucosyltransferase activity
Source: RefSeq, a predicted model, not a curated record
GUAAGGACACGAGUAGCGAAGCAGAAUGUAGUAGGCCGGCCGUUUGUUUCUUACCUAUCCGUGGCUCACAGAAUCGGAAGUGGACGAUAACACCCGCCCCGCGUGUGUGCUUGUGGGGAUUGUCUGCUUUCCGUGAAACGCUUUUGCGUAUAACUCAUGACACGGAGUUCAAAAUGUGCACUGCGAGUACUUGUGCUCAUAGCAGUGGCCGCAAUAGCAUUGCACUCGUACAUCUACGGAACUGUGCGCCAUGCUGGAGGUCACCCAUUUCAUCGCACGCAAAUGGCAUUCGCACACUUCCCAUGGUACAAGCGGACGCCUUCCAUCAACUUAAGCGGUGCUACAACGGACAUCCCCCGUAUCUUGCUGUGGACACCAUUCUUUAGGUCACGUUUGCUGGGGCUUUCGUCGGAGGACGAAAUUGAAAUUCCCGAGUGCAGUCGCCGCUGUUUCGUCACCUACAACAGGCACCUUUUCUCUUCCAGCGACGCUGUCGUCUUUCACGCCAGAGAUCUGUGCCUGGAGGACAUGCCCACAAGUCGUCCACCUGCACAGAAGUGGGUGUUUUGGAGCAUGGAAGCGCCGCCCCAUUCUGGUCAAAUCAAACUCGACAGGAUGAAAUCAGUGUUCAACUGGACUAUGACCUACAGAGCAGAUUCUGACAUUUCAGUCGCAUAUGGAGUGCUAAAGAGAAGACAGAAUCGUAAAGCAAUGGCAUUAGCCAGUAAGAGACUCUGGAAAGAAAAGAAUAAGACCGCAGUCUGGGUGGUUAGUAAUUGUGCCUCAAACAGUGGGCGAGAAGGUUUCGUAAAAGAAUUGCAGCGUUACAUUGACAUCGACAUCUACGGACGAUGUGGGACUCAUGAGUGCCCGAUAGAUUCCUAUGAUGCUUGUUUCCGUAAGUUUGAAUCUGAGUACUACUUCUGGCUCGCUUUAGAAAAUGCACUGUGCCGAGACUACGUGACGGAAAAAUUAUUUUCCGCUCUUCAGCGCGUCAUCGUGCCUGUUGCUCUGGGCGCCGUUAACUACAGUGCCGUAGCAGCACCACACUCCGUGAUUGACGCAUCUGCCUUCGUGGGACCGAAACAGUUAGCUGAUUAUAUGCAAAACGUUAAAAGUGAUUUCCGAUUGUAUAAAGGGUACCUCGACUGGAAGGACUGGUACGAUGUCGUCGGCUGGAAUAAUGAAAGGUUCUGUUAUCUGUGCGAAAAAUUGCACAGUGUACACUUUAGAACCAACUCCGUGGUCGAAGAUUUGUCGUCAUGGUGGAUCAAGGACUCAGGGUGCUACAAGUGGAACGACAAACACUGGAGAGAUCGGAGAACGAAGGGCAGCAAAGGGUGAAUAAAGACACUUCAUUUGACACGGUAACGGGACAUUUUAUUGCGUACA